CUUUCUCCUCCUCCCUCUUCUUCACCACCCCGAUUCUCCUUCUUUUCCUCUGUGCUCCUGGCUCGGAAGUGCCAGGCUGGCAGCUUCCUCCAUCCCAUGCGGGGGACUCCAGAUCCUUUGCCUAAAAGUCCUUGUUGAUGGAUGUGGUGGCCAGAGGCACCACAAACCGCAGAAGCCGAUUGAAACGAUCCGAUGGCAGUACCACCUCGACCAGUUUCAUCCUCAGACAGGGUUCAGCAGAUUCCUACACAAGCAGACCAUCUGAUUCAGAUGUCUCUUUGGAAGAGGACAGAGAAGCGAUCCGUCAGGAAAGAGAACAGCAAGCAGCCAUUCAGCUUGAAAGGGCAAAGUCCAAGCCUGUAGCCUUUGCCGUCAAGACCAACGUGAGUUACUGCGGAGCUCUCGAUGAAGAUGUGCCUGUCCCCAGUACUGCCAUCUCCUUUGACGCCAAGGACUUCCUGCACAUUAAAGAGAAAUACAACAAUGAUUGGUGGAUAGGGAGGCUGGUUAAGGAGGGCUGCGAAAUCGGUUUCAUUCCGAGCCCCCUUCGACUGGAGAAUAUCCGGAUUCAGCAGGAGCAGAAAAGAGGACGCUUUCAUGGAGGGAAAUCGAGCGGAAAUUCGUCUUCCAGCCUCGGCGAAAUGGUAUCGGGAACGUUUCGAGCUACGCCCACUUCGACUGCAAAGCAGAAGCAAAAAGUGACGGAGCACAUUCCUCCCUACGAUGUCGUGCCAUCCAUGAGGCCAGUGGUGUUGGUGGGUCCGUCACUGAAAGGUUAUGAGGUGACGGACAUGAUGCAGAAAGCCCUCUUUGACUUCUUGAAGCACAGGUUUGAUGGGAGGAUAUCAAUAACCAGAGUGACAGCUGACAUUUCUCUCGCCAAGAGGUCUGUCCUAAACAAUCCCAGCAAGAGAGCAAUAAUUGAACGGUCGAACACCCGCUCCAGUUUAGCUGAAGUGCAGAGUGAAAUUGAAAGAAUCUUCGAGCUGGCAAGAUCCUUGCAACUGGUUGUCCUGGAUGCAGAUACUAUCAAUCAUCCAGCACAGCUUAUAAAGACUUCUUUAGCUCCAAUUAUCGUCCACGUGAAAGUAUCAUCUCCGAAGGUUUUGCAGCGGCUGAUUAAAUCCAGAGGAAAGUCCCAAAGUAAACACUUAAAUGUUCAGUUAGUGGCAGCUGAUAAACUUGCACAAUGUCCCCCGGAAAUGUUUGACGUCAUUUUGGAUGAGAACCAGCUUGAGGAUGCAUGUGAGCACUUGGCAGAAUACCUUGAGGCCUACUGGCGGGCCACCCACACAACGAGCAGCACCCCCAUGACGCCCCUGCUCGGGCGAAACCUGGGCUCCACGGCGCUUUCCCCCUACCCCACCGCCAUUUCAGGAUUACAGAGCCAGCGCAUGAGGCACAGCAACCACUCGACGGAGAACUCUCCCAUUGAACGACGAAGCCUAAUGACCUCUGACGAAAACUAUCACAACGAGAGGGCCCGGAAGAGUCGGAAUCGGCUGUCUUCCAGUUCCCAGCACAGCCGAGAUCAUUAUCCUCUUGUGGAAGAGGAGUACUCUGACUCCUACCAGGACUCUUACAAACCACAUAGGAACCGAGCCUCUCCCGGGGGAUAUAGCCAUGAUUCCCGACACAGGCUUUGAGUUUAAGACCUCCCCUCCUCUCCCGCCGGGGGAAGGAAUUCAUCCCCAUCCCUCGACCACUUGCCAUCCCAUAUCUAGGACCAACCAACUAACUUAACAUGGCAGGUACAGCGCAGCUUGGCUGUGCUUACAGGCUGCUGACAUUGGCUACUGAAUAAGGGGCAAAAAAUACACAUCCUUCCCUCUCGUUUAUGUGGAAACGAAUUGCCCAAUCGUACAGUUUUUUUGGUUUUGUUUUUAGUGUGACAUCCACAUUAGCACAGACCUUUUUUUCCUUCAUUAGGUAUUAGACACAUCAGUGUGUAAUUUAGGGUAUUUACCAAGGCACAUAUAAAAUAAUUUCCUGUGCUGGAAAUUCCAAAUGACCAGUUCCAGUUGGAACCAAUUUAUAAACCAAUUCCUGUUGGAAUUUGGGUGAAUUUGACUGGAAAGUCUACUUGAGCAUGUUGCAAUCAAUUGAAAAAUUUGAAAAAAAGAAUGCUAAUGAAUAUGAGAAAAAAAAAAACCACAAUUCCAAUACAAGCCAAAAGGAGCUACAGUAUUUAUUUGCUGGAAGCUAAAUUUACACUGACGGUUGGAAUAUAGAAACAUUUUAAUGUACACGUUAACUUUCCUGAAUGGCUUUUUCAGACUUACCAAAUGAAAUGUUGAUCGUGCCAAAUAGCUCAGAUUAACGCGGCAGUUUUGCGGUAUUUUCAGCUUUCCGUGUUGUAGCCCCCCGGCCCCCGUCUAUCCUCCCCAUCCCUCCCGUGGCUUUUGCUGUCAAAGCGUUUUUCUUUUGUGUAGUCUUUACCACUGUUUCUCUCCAUGUCAGCAAGGAUCAUUUGAAUGUCUUCUGCACUGAGAAAGGGGGAGAAGAAACAGGAGGCCCAAACGCGUAGCAAGGUGGUGCGAUGAAAUGGGCCGAGUUCCUCUCUUUGGUCAAGCGAAAUCCCACAGAUCAAAUUCAUCCAGUGUCAGGCAGAAAGAACAAGGGGGAAGAGAGGGGAAUUCUUCUCCCACACAAGGUUUGCCCUUCUAAAGAAGGGUCUUGGUCUCUUCCCUCGAUUAUACACAUAUGGAUUCAGUCCUUUACCCACCUGCACAGCUGAGCACCUUUGCAGCAUGUACCUGCGGGGGAACUAAAGGUUCUGGCCCUACACUUAUCGCUUCAUAACCCCCUUGAGAAAGAUUUUUUUUUUUUCUAAUGUCGUCACUUUCGAUUUUAAUAUUGAAGCUGAGCUUCUCCCGAGUGUGGUGGGUAAAAUUUUUGAAGUGAUCGGAAUUGAAAAGCUUGAAAUAAAAAUGGACAUAGCACCCAAAAGACCCCGCGAAAAUGAUAACGCCGACAUUUUUAAUGCGUAGAAUUAUAGCAUAAAGGAAUUUGGAGAUUUUUUGCUGCCUUGUUUCUAAUGAACACUUCCCUCCCCGACCCUCUUCUGAGAUUUGGAAGUGAUUUUCUAGGGGACUCGUUUGUGUCAUUGGAGACCUUGUGUCUUACCAUUAUAACAGUAAUAAUAAUUUUGGUAUUUCAUAAGCGCUUACUAUGUGCAAAGCACUGUUCUAAGCACUG
This is a messenger RNA of Tachyglossus aculeatus (Australian echidna), 3198 nucleotides long. RefSeq names its product calcium voltage-gated channel auxiliary subunit beta 4 (gene CACNB4). Gene Ontology annotation, biological process: regulation of voltage-gated calcium channel activity; calcium ion transmembrane transport; neuromuscular junction development. Lineage: Eukaryota; Metazoa; Chordata; Mammalia; Monotremata; Tachyglossidae. The record is from RefSeq and is a predicted model, not a curated record. The transcript is spliced from 14 exons. Gene Ontology annotation, molecular function: protein binding; high voltage-gated calcium channel activity. Bases 138 to 1646 code for a protein of 502 amino acids. Gene Ontology annotation, cellular component: voltage-gated calcium channel complex.